Wyeomyia smithii (pitcher-plant mosquito) is the source of this 2296-nucleotide messenger RNA. RefSeq names its product protein twist. Gene Ontology annotation, biological process: developmental process; regulation of transcription by RNA polymerase II. The transcript is spliced from 2 exons. Bases 272 to 1681 code for a protein of 469 amino acids. Gene Ontology annotation, molecular function: protein dimerization activity; RNA polymerase II transcription regulatory region sequence-specific DNA binding; DNA-binding transcription factor activity, RNA polymerase II-specific. The record is from RefSeq and is a predicted model, not a curated record. NCBI's taxonomy places the organism in Eukaryota, Metazoa, Arthropoda, Insecta, Diptera, Culicidae.
CGCACUAGACAGAGGUUCCCGGGAGUUAGUUCUGCAACGUUUACUCGAAUGAUUGGACGGUGGAUGUCGCGGGUGUGUGUUCAGUAGGCAUCGUUUAUCUUGUCCCGUAGGAAGAGUUGAACGGAUUCAUACGCCAGGAAAGCCAAGUGUCGCGAGUGUUUGUGUGAAAGGUUUAUUUUGGUGUGGUUAAUUAACAGUGAAAUCCAUCCAUUUCGACCAAUUUGAUACUAAUCGAUGGUGAAGCUCAAGUGUUGAUCAUCCAUUGCAAGCAAUGUCGGUGUGCCCUACGUCACCCAGGUUGAUCCUGGACAUUAGCAACAACCAGCAGUUUGAAAAUCUGCAGAAUAUUCAGACCGGUGUUAGUGGAAAGCUCGAACAGUCACCGAAAAUGAUCAAGGUGGAGUCGUUUGAUCAUCUGGAUAGUUCCGGUAUGGGUAAUCAUCUUCCACAUCACCAACAUCCACAUCAACAUCAACAACAGCAGCAUCAUCAACAUCAUCAGCAGAUGGGGCAACAGCCUCAUCAUCCACAUCUGAUGCAGCCGGCGCCAGACUUUACAACUCUAGUAUCUUCUCAGUCGAGCGUUCCAUCUACCAUCUACGUCUAUCAACCGUCAUCGAUUGUAGCGACUCACGUCGUUCCGGUGGUUGAUUCUUUGAACGUUCCUAGAAGCGACAGUCUGACGCCCCAGUCUGUGAAUGCCCCGGUAGUUUGUAAGAAGCGGAAACUUGACGCUGACUACGAUUAUGAAUUCGAUCAAUCAUCGCUCAGUCCUACAAGUCACGACAAACGGCCACGCUAUGACGGCAACGGAUACAGUUACUCUUCCGGAGAUUACCUGCAUGCUACCAGCUAUGUAGUCAUACCGGAACUGGCAAAUUUGGAUGACGAUCCAUCGUCCACAAAAAUGCUCCACAACGGACAAGUGCCUUACUCGGAUCCAUCCCAGUAUGGAAUCUACUAUCACACGGAUACACCUUGCAGCAUGGAAAAUGACGCUUCUUCCCUUUCGGUUUCUUCCAGUCCCAAUAAGCCUGACGAUACGAUCUACCUCCCGAAUCCACCAUCCUCCUGCCUGAUUACCAGUACCAUUCAGUCCGUGUCCACCCCACCCUCUUGCAGUAAUUCCUCGCCCAGCUCGUCUGUGACAGCUUCCACCAACAGCUGCUCCCAUUCGGAGGUAACUCCUAGCGAGCAGAAAACGCACAUACCGAAGGGAUCCCCCGGGGGUGGCCCCGACGGAACAAAAAAAUCCCGCAGCAAUCGAAUUCGCAAACGACACAUCCGCGAGUCGAUCAGCUAUGAGGAACUACAAACCCAACGGGUGAUGGCAAAUGUUCGCGAGCGCCAGCGGACUCAGAGUCUGAACGAGGCGUUCGCAUCACUGAGAAAAAUCAUUCCAACGCUGCCCAGCGAUAAACUGAGCAAAAUUCAAACCCUGAAACUGGCCUCCAGAUAUAUCGACUUCCUCUAUCGGGUUCUAUCGAACAACGAACUUCCGCUGCUGGAGGAAACGCAAAAAAAUCUGGUCAACUCGGGUGCCGCCAGCAGUGGGCUGCAAUUCAGCGGCAGUGGCAUCCUGGCACACGAGAAGCUCAGCUACCUGUUCAGCGUGUGGCGCAUGGAAGGCGACUGGAGUAACGGAAGCAGCAGUGGUGGAAGCAGCAGCGGCAAGGAAUAACGUUGUCCUAUUGCACAAGAAAAACAAGAAGAGAAAAAAAAGUAUUAUCUAGUGCUGUAAGGUACCGCUCCUAAGUGACUACAGGGGUGUUCGAACACUCCCUAAAUUUGCACAAGGGGCAGCUUCCUCCAAAGAAACGCGGAUCAAGUGUUAGAAAUUUCUCCUAAGAAAUGCAAAACUAUUCCAAAAACUCAUAAUAGGCUAAGAGAUAUUCUAAGUGCUAUAAGCCGAUAAUAUGAACCAUUUCGUAUAUGUGUUAAGUGUUGUUAUAAACUACAAAUACUGAGAGAGAAAUCAAAACUCGGUCUGUUUUGGCAAGGUCAAAACUGAAUCGUUGCUUUUCAUCUACUCUAACCCAAAUGUGGUUCCGUAUACUUACUUUAGAUGCUACUCUAACGUUCAACUAUACAAAACUCCAUUCGUAAGCAUUUCCAUUUUAUUGCCUAUCUAUUUUGCUUGUCUUUUUUUUUCCGUUACGCUAUGUUAAAUCUAUGUAUAUGAAUUGUAUGAUCAGUCUAGAAACUGAAACUUUUCUAGCGUGCCAUAGUAACCAUGGAAAUAAUCCAAAGAAGAUCGAUAUCAAUAAAACAAAAUAUUGUGUUGUAGCCAGCCAUA